Molecule: messenger RNA, 295 nt
Organism: Sphaeramia orbicularis (orbiculate cardinalfish)
Lineage: Eukaryota; Metazoa; Chordata; Actinopteri; Kurtiformes; Apogonidae
Gene: gnrh2
Product: gonadotropin-releasing hormone 2
Exons: 3
Coding region: 1-261 (86 amino acids)
Biological process (GO): reproductive process; multicellular organism development
Cellular component (GO): extracellular region
Molecular function (GO): gonadotropin-releasing hormone receptor binding; gonadotropin hormone-releasing hormone activity
Source: RefSeq, a predicted model, not a curated record
AUGUGUCAGGUAUCUCGGCUGGUUUUACUGCUGGGUCUGCUCAUAUAUGUGGGCGCUCAGUUCUCCAACGCACAGCACUGGUCUCAUGGUUGGUACCCAGGAGGAAAGAGGGAGCUGGACUCCUACACCACAUCAGAGAUUUCAGGGGAGAUUAAGCUAUGCGAGGCAGGGGAAUGCAGCUACUUGAGACCACAGAGGAGGGGCAUCCUGAGAAACAUUUUUUUGGAUGCUUUAGCCAGAGAGCUCCAGCAGAAAAAGUGACAUCUGUGUGUCUUCACUGCUUUUCUACGUUGAG